This is a messenger RNA of Punica granatum (pomegranate), 5018 nucleotides long. NCBI's taxonomy places the organism in Eukaryota, Viridiplantae, Streptophyta, Magnoliopsida, Myrtales, Lythraceae. The record is from RefSeq and is a predicted model, not a curated record.
UCAGAGGCAAUUGCACUCACACCAUGUAAAGAGUAAAAAGCACGUCGGUGAGGCUCACAGGCUCAUGAAAAAAAAAGUAUAAAAUUGCCAUUGAAAAAAAAAAAAGAAAGAAAUUGAAGAGGUGCAAUUUCCUCACACCCCACAAAGAGUAAAGAACCCGUCCGUGGGGUCCACAGGCUAAUGGAUUAGCAAAAAAUUGCCAUUGAAAAAUAAAAAAGGAAGAUAGAAAUUAAAGAGGUGCAAUUUCCUCACCACUCCGUAAAGGGUAAAGAACACGUUCAUGGGGUUCACAGGCUCAUGAUAUAGUAUAAAAUUGCCAUUGAAAAAUGAAAAAAAAAGAAAGAAAUUGAAGAGGUGCAAUUUGCCGUAUUCCAGGUACUUUGGUCCCUCAACGCCGCGAUCAGAGCCUCCUCCGUCUCCCCUGCACUGAGAUCUGCUCCUCAAUUUGCCUGACACCCCGCAGAGCAGAGCUGGGGAACUGCACGGUUGAGUUUGAUUUCGGAAUUCUUGACAUGGGUUCUCUCUACCUUCUGAUUCUGCUCCGUUGGGGGUUGGUUCAAGGACUGAGCUUUUCUCUCUCUCUCUCUCUCUGGAUUCUGCUUGCAGGAAUGAAGAGAAUAAGAGAAGACGCGUCCCCUGGCCCCCAAUUCAAACGUCCCUUUGGUUCUUCAAGUACGAAGGAGGCUGCUGAAAAAGACGACGAUUCAGAAGCAUCAGUCUCUGACUACGAAGUCUUCCUAAGUUUCAGAGGACCAGAUUCUCGGCAGGGCCUCGCCGAUGUCCUCUACAGCGACAUGAGAACGGCCGGGAUCCGUGUUUUUAGAGACGAUGAUGAGCUUGACAUCGGUGAUGAGAUCGGUAAGAUUUUACCGGCUAUCGAGAGCUCCAAGAUAUGCGUACCAAUCUUCUCCAGUACCUUUGCUGCCAGUGCGUGGUGCCUCCGAGAAGUUGAAAGAAUGGUCGAGUUGAAGAAAAAGAUCAUGCCGAUUUUCUACACAGCCACACCAGACGAUGUUAAGCUACGCACAGAAUUAUUCAAGAAGGAACUACGGGAGCACGAGAAGCAGCGUGGAGAAGAGCAAGUGAAGAAGUGGGGGGAGGCUCUCAAAGUGGUCGCCAGAAUCAAAGGGCGGGAAGUGAAGACCACAGGAUUUGCGGAAUUCAGCACGUUGUUUGUCAGAGCACUUCAGAUCAAGUUGAAGGUGAAAACAAAAUAUUUGACCGAUCGCCUAGUUAAAAGAGAUGAUCAUGAAGAGGCUGUAAUGAAAUUAUUGGACAUCGACUCAAGUGAUGUACGAAUCAUUGGCAUCCAUGGAAUGGGUGGCAUCGGUAAGACGACUCUUGCCAAGGUCAUCUUCAACCAACUCUCAGCUAGAUUCGACUGUUGCAGUUUCCUUGAGAACAUCCAAGAAUCCUUAAGGCAUAAUGGUCUUGAAUGCUUGCAAAAGCAGUUGGUGGAAGAUCUCGAUCCAAAGUUGAAAAACUUUCAAAAGAUCGACACAAUCACAAUGCUCCGAGAAAAUUUUCGUAGGAGGAGGGCUCUCAUCGUCCUUGAUGAUGUUAAUCAAAGAAAACAAACAGAGAUGAUGGUCGGGAUGUUGGGUUGGUUUGGCUCUGGAAGCAGGAUAAUCAUAACAACUAGGGACAGAAGUAUUUUCACCAGAGAAGCUUGUACUCUCGCUAUGCAGGAGAUGGAUCGUGACCAAGCUCUCCAACUUUUUAGUAGACAUGCCUUUGGAGAAGACUCUCCUCCGAGUGACUUCCGAAUUCUUUCAGAGGAAGUUAUCCCUCUUACUGGAAGACUUCCUUUGGCCAUCGAAGUCGUAGGUUCCCUUCUUUGUCAAUGUGAGAAGAAGAGAUGGAAAGUGACAAUUGAGCGGCUAAAGAAAGUGCCCAAUCGAGAUGUUCAAGAAAAGCUGAAGAUAAGUUUUGAUGCAUUGGAGUUUGACCAAAAACAAAUAUUUCUUGACAUAGCCUGCUUUUUCAUCAACAAGGAGAGAUCUAAUGCAAUUCUAAUGUGGGAAGCUUGUGACUUUGACCCCGAUUAUGGAAUUGAGGUCCUUGUUUCCAUGUCUUUGGUGAAAAUUACGGAGUACAAUAAAUUUCAAAUGCAUGACCUUAUCAAAGAUCUUGGAAGGGAGAUUGUUCGCGAGGAAUGCUUUGGUGAUCCUGCCAAGCGUAGCAGGAUAUGGUCAAGCAAAGAAGCAAAGGAGCUAUUUAAGAUAAAGCAGGAAAAAGAAAAUGUUGAAGGGCUGUUUCUGGAGAAAUUAUAUGGCGACUGCAUUCUCAAACACGAGCAGUUUUCAGGUUUUCGAAAUCUAAGAUUACUAAAAUUGGUGGGUGCAAAGCUGACAGGUGACUUUGAGAAUCUCCUUCCAAAGUUAAAGUGGUUCACAUGGCAACGAUGUCCUUCCGAUUUCGCUGCGACCAAUCUAACAUUGGAGAAUUUAGUAGUUCUUGACCUUUCCGACAGUUUUAUCACUGAAAACUGGGCUGGCUGGAACAUGGUUCAGAUAGCAAAGAAUUUGAAGGCCUUAGACCUCACUGGGUGCUGUAACUUGACAAGUACACCUGACUUGUCCAACAAUGAUGCUUUAGAGAGAUUGAUUCUCAGAGGAUGCCGUAAUUUAGCUGAAAUACACGGCUCCAUCAAUAAGCUGACAAGACUGAAGCAUCUUGAUCUUCAAGGCUGUCCUUCUCUGAGAGGAUUGCCCGAAGAGAUAGGUUCGCUGGAAGAUUUGGAAAAGAUUUUGGUGGACGGGAAUCAUGGAGCUCCUUUCCACUUACCAGAAUCAAUUGGUAAUUUAUGCUCUCUAUCUGUCAUGAAAUUACAUGGGGUGGAAAUUACGAGAAUUCCCGACUCUAUUGGAGGACUGGUGAAUCUCACGCACCUCUCUAUGCAGUUCUGUAGUGGCAUGAAGACACUUCCAGACACAAUGGGGGAUUUGAAAUCACUAGUUGAGUUAGACAUGUCUGGUACAGAGUUGAGUGCAUUGCCUAACUCUGUUGGACGGCUAACUCGACUUCAGUCGCUGCGUUUAGAUUCAUCGAAAAUUUCGAGAAUUCCCGAUUCUAUUGGAGGAUUGGUGAAUCUCACGUGCCUCUCUAUUGUAAACCAUAGUGGCAUUAAGACACUUCCAGACAGUAUCGGAGAUUUGAAAUCGUUAGUUGAGUUACAGAUGGUUUGUACAGAGUUGAGUGCAUUGCCUAACUCUGUUGGACGGCUAACUAGACUUCAGUCGCUGCGUUUAUUUUCAACGAAGAUAGAGGGGCUUCCGGACACCCUAGGAGACAUGGAAUCAUUAGUUAGGUUAUAUUUGUCCGGCAAAAAUUUAAGUGCGUUGCCUGAUUCUGUUGGACGACUAAGUAAACUCAAGGGUUUGGAGUUAAAUUCAACGAAGAUAGAGGAGCUUCCUGACUCUUUUGGGGAUUUGAAAUCGUUGGUACAUUUGGAUCUGAGCUCAUCCAAACUGAGGAUUUUACCGGAUUCUGUGGGAGAGAUGUCUGAAUUAUCGGAGUUGUUUCUGCGUGGUUGCAACAUAAGAAAGUUGCCUAGUUCUAUCUGGAAGUUAGCAAAGCUAGAAUUCUUCUCUGCUGAUUCACAAGGCAUAGACGAGAUUAAGAAUUCGACAAAUUUAGAAAUUUUGGAGUUGUCCUGUUUGGGCUCGGAAUGCCUCCCGCAACUUCCGUCCACACUAGAGUUAUUGAGCCUGUACGAUGUCUCGGCAAGGACAAAACUCCCAGAUUUCUCCAACUUGGAGAGGCUGUGGAAGCUAGAAUUCAAAGAUUGCUUCCUAAAAGAUGAGCAGCUGGAAGGUCUGCGAGUGUUGCAGGAACUGCGUAGUAUGCAUAUAGGCAAUUGUUCGGAGGAGCUGGUCAAGUUCUCCUGUCAGAUGGGAAAUUUGACCGAGCUGGAAAUCCUUGGCGGGGAAUACCUUUCUGAGUCACCAUUGCUUGAUUUCUCACGCUUGGAAAAUCUCGAGAAGUUAGUUCUAUGGUCUUUGGAGGAGCUCGCCGAGAUUCGCGGCCUCAGAGAACUGGAAUACCUGGCGGAAUUAACUAUCGGGGACUGCGAUUCCCUGGAAAUGAUUGGGAAUCUGUCGGAAUCGAAAAGGCUAAAGAAGAUCUUUAUAGUGCGCUGCUCAAAGCUAAGAGAAAUCAGAGGCCUCAACAAAUUGUUCUUGGCAUCUAUACGCAUCGAGGGCUGCGGAUCUGUGAGAAAUAUUGAUGAACUGAAGAAGAGAUGCGCGUGGGGAAAAUUCGAUGGAUUAGAAGUUGAGAACAAUGCCGAUUGAUGAGGUAAAUAUUCAUAGCAUUACAGCACAUAUGGAUAUCUUAGUUGAUAUAACAAUUACGAGCAGUAAAUUAAGAUAAUCAUACGACGAUAUAUCAGUUACAGCACAGUCAUAUAAUGAUUUAUCAAAGAAAGAUGCAGAGAGAGAGUGAAGAUUCAGAACUGCAGCAAUGGCGGGGUUGCAGAGAUCUGCAGAGGCUUUCAGGAGGCAGGGCUCCUCACUCCUCAGGCCUUGUGUGGGACGACAAGUUCCUCUCAGGGAAGCUCAACCAAGUGAACGACGGAGCCGGCAAUGAGGCCAACAAGCCGAAAGAUCCCGACGGCAGGCAAGAACCGUCCCGCGAUUCCGAGAAGCUGUCAAGGACUGCCCGCAGUCCUCUUCCCCCGAUCGAGACGGCGGCCCUGGAAAGGAACCACAACCACAACCACACUUGACGACCUCUUCUCCCAGAAAAUGGAAAUGCUCGACUGUCGAGGGGGAUUAGUACGACAUACUAGUCAGCCUGGAUUUAUGGAAGUGUGGAUGAGUAUCAGGCAGUAGCCUUAAGCCUUGUCUGCGUUUCGGGAUCUUGGAGUUCCUGCAAAGCUUUUGGCUGAGAUGUGAUAGUACUUUCGUUGUAUUUUCAGUAGUUAUUGUAUACUUCAAAUGCAUUAACAGUCCCGUGGACUUAGUAGAUUACGCCAAUCAUUUGCUAAUCAGUUCAAAAUGUUAUGUUUUAUUGAA